Molecule: messenger RNA, 2088 nt
Organism: Pundamilia nyererei
Lineage: Eukaryota; Metazoa; Chordata; Actinopteri; Cichliformes; Cichlidae
Product: protein tyrosine phosphatase domain-containing protein 1
Exons: 13
Coding region: 143-2026 (627 amino acids)
Biological process (GO): protein dephosphorylation; cilium assembly
Molecular function (GO): protein tyrosine phosphatase activity
Source: RefSeq, a predicted model, not a curated record
GGUGCAAGCGGUGUGCAUCAAGACAGAUGAGCCCAUGUGUACUCUGCUUUGUUGAUCAGUUUUUUUCUUCAUAUUUCUUAAAGCCUCAUAGAAAUACAUUAAAUGGGAUUUAAACCAUCACUUCUCAACAUAAACAGAAAGGAUGAUGCCGACGUUGACCCCUCACAUACCGGUACCACAGCCCACCUAUUCCCAGGCCAGGGAGAAUCUGGUGAGAGCUAUCCCACCCAAGCUCCUCUGUCUACUGGCCUGUGGAGGUAAAGAUUGUCGCUACGAGGGACCAGAGUGCUGGAAGCUGAACCAGCAAGUUAUUCGAGGCAUUUUCUCCUCCUGGGUAACAGAUGACAUAGUUGCCAUGGCAAGACCAUCAAGUUAUCUAAUUGAGAAGUACAACAUCAUAGAUCAGUUUCAAAGGUUAAACAUCAGGUCGAUCGUUAACAUGCAGCUCCCAGGCGAGCAUGCUCACUGUGGACCUCCUCUGGACCCUGAAAGUGGUUUCACCUACUCUCCUCAGAUCUUCAUGGACAAUGACAUUUACUUUUACAACUUUGGGAUGCCAGAUUUUGGAGUGUCAUCUCUUGUUGGGUUAAUUGACGCAGUGAAGGUUAUUGCCUUUGCGGUGAGGGAAGGAAGAGUGGCCGUGCACUGUCAUGCAGGCCUGGGGAGGACAGGUGUCCUGAUAGCUUGCUACUUAAUCUACACCUUGCGCAUCAGCCCGAGUGAGGCCGUCCACUUUGUGCGGAUUAAACGACCUCGCUCUAUCCAAACCCGGGCACAGAUAAGCAAGGUGUUUGAUUUUGCUCGCCUGCUUAGCACACAGCUGGUUCAAUACCCAGACCUUAGCCUGAGACACGGAGCCCCUUUCACCCUGCAGCACUAUCUAAACCGACAAGCACUCCUACUGCACGGCAAGGAGGCUCGCAAUCUCAGACAAACACCAAAGGUGGUGUACCUCCUGUGUGUGCGUCUCUCCUGCUUGGCUCUGGGUCUUCCUUCACCUCCAGAGGUCUAUACUGAACUGGACAAGAGGUCCGCACUUAGGGUCCUGAGCAGCACUGUGAGAGAGACUCUGGUGUCCAAGCAGUACUUGCCCUUGCUGAGAGAAGGUCAUAGAAGCUCGUGGGCAGGUUCGGGGUCAAUGUCCUCAUGGGAUGACCCGUUAGGAUUCUUGGAGAGGAAGAGGGAGGUACUGAUGGACAAACGCAGCUACAGUGACUCUGAUCUCAGCAAGAUCAAGGGAUCGGAGCUGAAUCCAUACUGCACCACAGCUCUUGGUGAUGAGAAACACUGGUGUUUGCCGGAACGUAUGCGAGCUGAUCUCAGACCAGUUAGUCCAGUUUUUGGUGGGCUUUCAUCAGGCUACCAAACCACCAAAAAGGAAACUCAUAUACUCAAUAUUCCAGUGUCCAGCAUGAGAAUAAACAGCAGCUGUGCUAAGCAGUCAAAGUGCAAGGCUAAAAAGGCUCUACCCAAAUACAGUUCCAAUGUGGAGCUGUGCAGAAAUCCACAUAACCUAGGCCCGACCUCGACGGCUCGUCCUGUAGCUAAAGCAAUGUCAGAGCAGGGUCCUCCAGGAGAAACAGUUCUGCAAAGGUCGGCUCUGCUGCAGGAGGAACUGAAUAGUAGUGAGUGUGGCUGGGCUCUGCUGGUCACUGAAUCAGAUCCUCAUGUUCUCUGCUGUCUCUUGUGGACCUGGCUGGAGAAGCUGAGGGACCCUGUCCUCAGUGCCGAGGACAUAGAAAGACUGAGUAUUAGAGCAAGCAACAGGAAUCCUCUCAGUGUGCUCAAGAAACCACAGAGACACACCAUUUACUGUCUGCUGAGCUGCGUGAGCACAGUCACCAGCCUUUGUCCACACAGAGAGGAGGCAGUGCUUCACCGCCUGAUACGGGCACUUACAAGGCGCUCCCAAGAGGAAAUGGAAAGCCUUGCACCUCUAAUGAAAGUCAUGAAGGCCACUUUGAGAGAAACCUUCCACAACUACAGAUACUUCACUAGAGCCUGCAGCACCAAUGCUACACUUUGAAGACAAGAGUUUAUACAGAAACAAAAACUGAUACUGCAUAUUGUUGUUGUUGUUGGGGUAUC